Messenger RNA from Trichomonas vaginalis G3, 1029 nucleotides. RefSeq names its product protein transport. Bases 1 to 1029 code for a protein of 342 amino acids. The record is from RefSeq and is a predicted model, not a curated record. Lineage: Eukaryota; Parabasalia; Trichomonadida; Trichomonadidae. Gene Ontology annotation, biological process: protein transport. The transcript has a single exon. Gene Ontology annotation, cellular component: trans-Golgi network membrane; recycling endosome membrane.
AUGACUAAUCCAUUCAUCCUUGGCGCAGACAACUAUAAUCCAUUUGAACAUGAUGAUGAGCCAUUGAAGGACCCUGAAAUGAACAAUAAUCAAGUUCAAAAGCAAGAAAACAAUUCAAUUUCUCAAGAAGUCACAAAUAAUCAAAAUGUUUCUGAACCAAAAGAACCCGAAACGAAGAAGACAGAUACAAACACAACUAAGAAAUCAGAUUCUAUCAUAUCACAGACUAUUAACUUGAUGAAGAAUACUAAAAAUGGAUAUAAAGAUCCCGCAACUGGAAUUUACAUCACAGAAGAAGAAAUGACAAGAAAAGAACAAGAACUUGCAAAGAGAGAAGCAUUGAUCGCUAAGAGAGAACAAGAAAUUGAAGAAGCUAAAGCUAAUGGUACAUAUGAUCAGCUUAACACACACAAAAGGAACUUCCCAAUAUACCUAAACUGGUAUGCAUAUUAUCCAGACGAAGAUCUCCCAGAAGACUCACUUCCAAUAGUGAAACAGAAGAUGAUUUUGAUCUACGUCGGCUCAAUUCUGCUGAUUUUGAAUUUCAUUGGCUGUUUGAUCAUUUUGUUCUGGGCAGGAUCAGCAGUUAAGUCACCUGCAGCAAGCAUAGUAUUCAGUUUGUUGUUCAUAUUCGUUGGAAUUCCACUUCUCUUUGAAUUAAGUUUCUUCACACUCUAUAAUGCUUUAAAGUUGCAGAAAUCACUUAAAUUCAUUGGAUUUCUAGUUGCAGAUGGUAUUUUCAUCAUAUUCAUGUUCCUUUUGGCACUUGGUUUCUUAGACUAUGGAUCUAUUGGCUUCAUUGUAUCAAUUGAUUGUUUGUCAAAAGUAAGUAAUAAGUUUGCCGGUGUUUACUGCAUUAUCUGGUCAAUUUGUAUUGCUGCAUAUAUUGUUAUAACAUCACUUCUUUGGAUUCGAGAGUACAGAUACUUUACAAAUCUAAAUUCUUCCAAGAAUCUGCAGUUCUUGCAUCUAAAUAUGCAAAUCCAUCUGACAUCAGUGAACAUGUCUAAAACUAUCUUUCAUUUGUAA